Diorhabda carinulata is the source of this 2379-nucleotide messenger RNA. RefSeq names its product WW domain-containing adapter protein with coiled-coil homolog (gene wcy). Gene Ontology annotation, cellular component: nucleus. The record is from RefSeq and is a predicted model, not a curated record. Gene Ontology annotation, molecular function: RNA polymerase II complex binding; chromatin binding. Gene Ontology annotation, biological process: positive regulation of TORC1 signaling; regulation of autophagy. Bases 151 to 1872 code for a protein of 573 amino acids. The transcript has 10 exons. NCBI's taxonomy places the organism in Eukaryota, Metazoa, Arthropoda, Insecta, Coleoptera, Chrysomelidae.
AGCAUUGUUGAAUUGUUCCCUUAUGUGACAUGGCGUCAGAUAGAAAAGUUUCUUCAUAGAGGAAUAUAAGCGUUAUUAUUGUUUUUAUGACAUCAUUUGGCAAAGCGGCUUAUUGUAAAAGCCACAAGUAUUUUCUAGAGAUUUGCAUUGAUGGUAAUGCAUGCAAGGAAAACUCAGCGGAUAAACGAUGGGUACUUCGAGAAGCACCAAACCCAUCCCUAUCAGAGUUCCAAAUACAGUUCAUCAAAAAGUUAUGGAUCAAGUAAUGAUAGAUAUGAAAGAAUCCGGGAUUCGCCCAAUGGGAAUUACAGGUCGGAUAGCCCUGAUUCUCAAUCACCCAGGGACCGAGAUAGAACUUAUCAAUCCAAGAACUCCUAUAUACAGAAAAUCCGUGAAAAGGAGAGAGAAAACAGAGACUAUAAAAUGUCCAGAGAUAAGUAUUCAGAUAGCGCCCGGUCACCAAAGGAUAAGCGUAGUAGAGAAUCUGAACACAGGAUAGGUUCUAAUAGAAAUGAUGAAAAAAGUAUCAUGCAUUCAAUUAAGACUUCUCAAAUAUCAUCUAGAGAUAGAAAACCAAUGCAUAAUAAUUGUAUAGAUAAGAGAGACGACAGAGAUAGAGUGGCAAGAGUAGGGGAUUGGUCCGAACAUGUGAGUUCAUCUGGAAAGAAGUAUUAUUACAAUUGCAAAACUGAAGUAUCUCAGUGGGAAAAGCCAAGAGAAUGGAUGGAACGAGAAAGGGAUCGUGAUCGAUUUAGAACUAGAGAUAGAGAAUCUGAUAGGAAUUACAGUAGUUGUAGCCGUUCCACUAUGAGGCAUGAGAAACAUUCCAACUCGCGAGCGGCAAAUAGUGGUAGUAGCAGUACCAAUAUAAAGGAACACAGCCGAGAAAGCGCCACAAGUAGUCGACAUUGGAGUAGUAGUAGCAGUAGAGAUGAUGGUGAUACCUCCUCCAAAGAUUCUUCGAGACUUUCUCAGAAGCUACCAGAAGAAAAUAUUCAGACUACUCAAGAUAUGGACAUCUCGCCAGGAGACAGUACUCCAACAUCAGAAGUUUCUUAUUCAAUUAGUACAACUCAACAGAUGAAUGACCAAUCAACAACCGUUGGGCCGGUACUUUUAGCUAACGCCCUACCAAAAUUAAUUUCACAUCCAAUCCACAUCCCGUCAACUCCAUUAGGAAGGACGGAGUUAUCACCUCAACAUACGCCAAUCCCAUCGACGCUAGCAAUUUCCAAUACGCCUGGACCACCAGUUACCCUAGGUUUGACUACUUCAUUACCAAGAAUGGUUUCUCAAAGCACGUCCACUUCAGAAAGUACAGAAAAGUUACUCCAAGGAGGUCAGCAGAGGCCUAUAACUAGUACAGCUGUAACAUCUGGUGAUACUGGGGUACUGACUAGUCUUACUGUUGACAUUAAUCACUCUGGUAGUGUAGUCGAGGGUCCGCCAACGCCUACACAUUCGGAGACGCCGGAUUGUGCAAAGGCUGCAGUUGUACCUGUCAGUAGUCCCUCUGGAAGUUUACAAACUCUACAGGGUGUAUCUAGUUCUUUGCAAGCCUUGCGACCGCAAGGACCUACAAUUACACCUUCUUUAGCAAAUCAUUAUAGAGAUGAUCUAGUGAAUCAUGUAAGGGGAUGGCCAGCGGAACUGUUGGAAAAACAGGCGCAAAAGCUGGCAGAGGAAGCACAUAUAAUGGGCAGUAUACAAUGUUCCAAAGUUUCAGCAGAACUGAAAUCUGCUAGGUCGAUAGUUCGACUAACAGAAAUCCAGGCUACUUUACAAGAACAGAGAAUAUUAUUUUUACGUCAGCAGAUAAAGGAAUUAGAAGAGUUAAAGUCACAAAAUUCAUUCAUGUCGGAUGAUACUUAGUAGUCAAAUAUCACAAGAUUUUAGUCAUUUAUGGUCAACUUCAGUGGAUAAAAUAAUAAUAAUAAAAAUUACUUAUUUAUAUUUUGUCCCCUUUUUAAGUCAAUCAUUUUUUACCUUCAAUUCUCUAUUUCCAAAGGAUGGUAUGUAAUUUAUAAGUUUUCUGAGUCCUACUAGUUAUGAAAUGAAAAAUGAAUAAUAUAGAAAAGAACAUUGUGAUUGUUGAACAGUGGUUGAAUUCACAUAUAUACAGACAAAUAUCUCAAACCAGAAACUAUCAAUUUAGUAUAUAUAAAGAUUUUGUAUAUUUUUAGAAAUAUAUGAUUUUUAAAAUAAUUUUUCCAAAAUUCUAAUAUUGUAAUUGCAUUUAAUAGUAUUGUAAUUAAUUUCUUUACAAAUUUGGUUUUAACAAACCCCAUCAGUACCUUUUGGUCUAAUUUUUAUUUAAUCGUUUGUGUUGAUUCAAUCUUUUGAUUUUGAUUGUAUUAAAUACAUUGUAUUGUAAAUACU